CGUCAAGUUGGGCAUUUUAAUUCCAUCAUAUAAACGGUGAAAACAAAUGUUUUUAUUCUUUAAUAUUGUCGUUCCUUGUUGAAUCUAAUUAAGGUUUUAACUUACUUAUUUAACGAAUAACAACAUGAAUGAUCCUGAGUUGCAAAGAAUUCGGCAGCAGCGAAUGGCUGAGCUGCAAGCUCAACAUGGGGGUGGAGAUCCUAAUCAAGCAAAGGCUCAGCAAGAAAGACAGAAGGCAAUGGAAGAUGCUAGACACACAAUACUGUCACAAGCCCUUAGCCAAGAUGCUAGAACCAGAUUAAAUAUAAUAAAACAUAGUAAACCAGAAAAAGCAGCUAUGGUGGAAAAUAUGAUCUGUAGAAUGGCUCAGAUGGGCCAACUGAAUACUAAAAUAUCUGAGCAGGAACUCAUUCAAUUGCUUGAGUCUGUUAACCAGCAGAUGCCCAAGUCUACAAGUACUGUAAAGUUUGACAGAAGAAGAGCGGCUCUUGAUUCAGAUGAUGAUGAUUUGUAGUAUCCUCAUGAAAGCAAUACUAAUGCCUUAUUUAACCAAAACUCGAGAGUGUUUUUAACAAUAAGUAAUAUAUAUUUUUGCAAAGAUUGAGUGAAGUAUCAUAUUCUCUAAUCAAUUUACCAAUGGCAAUAGAAAAUUUUGUGACUAGAUUUAUGCCCUUAUAGAAUUUCAAUAACACUUCAACUUAUUCUCAAAAAGCAAAUAAAAAUUAAAAUUUGAGUGUUAUAUCUCUUGAAAUGAAUGUUAUUUAAUUAACUUUGUUUUUAAUAAAGUCAUCUCUGAGUUCUUUUUUAUUCUUACAGAUGGACUGUAUGAUUAAAAAAGAAUGAAGGUAUCAAGGUAUUUCUUUAUUUUCAUAUUAAGCCAGUUAUGUUAAAGUAAUCUUACUUUGAAUAGAGUAACUUGGGGUAUGUUUCUAAAGAAUCCAAAUGUAUGAUAGCCUCUAUAUCAUUACAAAUUUCGUAGGUAUGUGUAUUUUUUGCUUUAACUUUUGAUUAAAUUAUGCC
This is a messenger RNA of Pieris brassicae (large cabbage white), 1020 nucleotides long. It is a transcript of the gene PDCD-5, whose product is annotated as programmed cell death protein 5. Gene Ontology annotation, cellular component: nucleus; cytosol. The record is from RefSeq and is a predicted model, not a curated record. Gene Ontology annotation, molecular function: DNA binding. NCBI's taxonomy places the organism in Eukaryota, Metazoa, Arthropoda, Insecta, Lepidoptera, Pieridae. Bases 125 to 514 code for a protein of 129 amino acids. The transcript is spliced from 3 exons.